This is a messenger RNA of Coniophora puteana RWD-64-598 SS2, 1571 nucleotides long. RefSeq lists its product as uncharacterized. The transcript has a single exon. NCBI's taxonomy places the organism in Eukaryota, Fungi, Basidiomycota, Agaricomycetes, Boletales, Coniophoraceae. The coding region runs from base 176 to 361 and encodes 61 amino acids. The record is from RefSeq and is a predicted model, not a curated record.
GUGUAAUCUUGGGUGGCGGGAGUGGCGGGUUAUCGUAAAUGAGGAUGGUCUGGCCUUCUUCGUCCGAUUCUGAGUCUUCCGUAGCUGUACCAAGAAUCGGCACUUGUGACCUGGACUCGGGCUCUAACUGCACUGUCUUGUCUCCCGCCCCAUCCAACUCGUCUGCCUUCCUGCCAUGAUCCCCUGCCUCUUCGCCCUCGUCUCCACCCUCUUCUUCGUUUUCGUCUUCCUCAUACCUAGUGCUGGCGGCCGAUGUCCUCCCAUCGCUACCCACGACCCUAACUUCCGCCUCCGCCCUCCGCACGACGGCAAUAGGUCCGCUAACAAUCGUCGCGGGUGUGACAGUCAUCGUCGACAAUGAAGAAUCCCUAUCUGCAGAACGUGGGUUUCCUGGUGACAAAGGAACGUCACCAGGGAGAAGCGACGAAGAUGGGCGUGAACGCGACGGCGACCGUGAGGGCGACCGUGACAACACCUCCCGUUCCACAGGCGAAUCUGGUUCUGCCUCAAGAUUAAUUGUGGGAGCUACCCCUGCGGGCGAUUCUUCGUGACCUUCGUCAUCACUGCAAGUUCUGCCCACCGAUCGCCCGCGCGAUGUUGGAUCAAUCGGGCUUUCGCCAUCGUCCAAAGCAGGUGACUUUGUGUUAUUUGAUGAUAUACCCGCUGAGCUCAAACCGCCCCGCGCGAUCGCGACGUAUUGGGCGUCGUUGUCGUUGUCACUUUUCGCAGAUACAGGCAAAGCGGGGAGGGCUCUACCUGGCUUCACGGGCGCCGAAGCAGGUGAGGCGAACUGGCUCGCCCCAAGCGUCAUAUCUGCGCCAAAAGACAUGUUCGGGAGGGAGGGCGGCGGGUACACGUGUCUGCCUAUUGAAGACACGUUUGAGCCAAAUGAAAGAUCAGGCAACGUCGGCGUCGUUGGGUCGUACUCGUCGUGUGCCAGAAGUGCCGACGGCGGACAUGAACUCGGACCCGGCGCUGCUGGGGCAGCAAACGAUAGACUUGGCAUCGGCCGCUCCGACAUGGAACGCUUGACCUCCGACGCAGACGACGAUGAAGCAUUGCCGGGAUCGCCAGAAUCCAUAAAGCCAAAAAGAUUCGAGGUCCAAUCCUCCAAUCCAAGCGAGCCGUCCCCGUGGAUGGAAAGGCGUGGCGGGAUUACUGUAAGACGGUGCUCCGCACGCUUGUCGAUAGAAAGUGGCGGUGUCGGAUCCACCUCACGCCCAAGCACGGUCUCGUCGGGCUGGGGAUACUCGCUAGAUGAAUCUGCAUUCGUGGAUAUUGUCCGAUCCCCACUGCCACUGGUGGAAAAGGAGAUAUCAGAAGGGCGAAGAGUCAUCCUCCGGAUCUGCGAAUCGAGGUAUGAUAGAUCGCUCUGAUCCUCGCCCUCUUCAAACGAGUCACCACCAGCAUUGCUCGGUCCUUCUUCGAUGUCGUCCAUGGGCGGAGCGGGAGGGGGAUGUCGUGGCUGAGGAGGCCGUGCUCGAGCUGCCUCUACUCCGUUCGUCUCAUCCCUAGAUCCGUUCCUCGAGUUUGCCUUCUCUGGUGGUAACGAGAAGCCCUCGUUCCGUUUA